GCAGACGACGUCACAACGGCAGCUAAUGCUUCUUUCUUUUAGAGAGAGAGAGCGGCACAGCGGCUACAGCUAGUGCGAGCCACGGGUGCAUAUGCGACCGAGCUACAAUGCCGUCGAAUUCAGCUCAUGUUUCCUUCCACCUUUUUAAUUUCUUUAAUUUGCAUGUCUCUCCAUCACUACCAAAUUCGGCUGAUCAUUCAUGCUUUCCAUUGAUCCCCUUCUAUAUAUAUAUGUAUGAAGUGUGCGUGUGUGAGAGAGUGUGUAUGUAUCAGUUUGAUUGCAUAUGAAAUGGCUGCUUCAUCGCUCGACGCCGAGGCAGCAGCUGCAGGCCAACAAGACAAGGCCGGCAGCGGCAGCUACACCACUGCAGCCACUGCUCAUCAAAUAGACACAGAUUCAUGGCAGCAGGUAGGGGUGCUGCUGGUGGUGGGGUUCAACUGCGCCUACGUGCUGAGCUUCUCCAACCUGAUGAUGGCGCCGCUGGGUUGGGGGUGGGGCAUCGCCUGCCUGCUGUUCAUCGGCGCCGCCUCCUGGUACGCCAAUUGGCUCCUCGCCGGCCUCCAUGUCAUCGACGGCCAGAGGUUCAUCCGCUACAGGGACCUCAUGGGCUUCGUCUUCGGGAGGAAAAUGUACUACAUCACUUGGUUCCUGCAGUUCAUCACCCUGAUACUCGGAAACAUGGGCUUCAUUCUGCUAGGCGGAAGAGCACUCAAGGCGAUACAUGCGGAGUUCAGCAGCAGCCACUCACCGGCGAGGCUCCAGUGGUUCAUCGCUGCAACCGGAUUCGUCUACUUCGCCUUCGCCUACUUCGUGCCGACCAUUUCCGCCAUGAGGAACUGGCUGGCCACGUCCGCCGCACUGACCGUCGCCUACGACGUCGCCCUCAUUGUCAUCCUAAUCAAAGACGGGAAAUCGAACAAGCAGAAGGACUACAAUGUCCACGGGACGCAGGCAGAGAAGGUGUUCGGCGCGUUCGGCGCCAUCGCGGCCAUCCUCGUGUGCAACACCUCCGGGCUGCUGCCGGAGAUACAGUCGACGCUGCGGAAGCCGGUGGUGUCCAACAUGCGGCGGGCGCUGCUGCUGCAGUACACGGCCGGGGCGGCGGUGUACUACGGGAUCAGCGUGGCCGGCUACUGGGCGUACGGCGCCGCCGUGUCGGAGUACCUCCCCGACCAGCUCAGCGGGCCCAGCUGGGCCACCGUCCUCAUCAACGCCACCGCCUUCCUCCAGAGCAUCGUCUCGCAGCACCUGUUCACGGUGCCGAUACACGAGGCGCUGGACACGCAGAUGCAGAGGCUGGACGAAGGGAUGUUCUCGCGGUACAACCUCGGGAGGCGGCUGCUGGCGAGGGGGCUCGUGUUCGGAGCCAACGCCUUCGUCACCGCGCUCUUCCCCUUCAUGGGCGACUUCGUCAACCUCUUCGGCUCCUUCGUCCUCUUCCCUCUCACCUUCAUGUUCCCCAGCAUGGUCGUCCUCAAGAUCAAAGGGAAGGAUGAAGCAGGGAGAUGGAACAGGAUUUGGCACUGGGGCAUCAUCGUCGCCUCCUCCGUCCUCAGCGUCGUCACCACCGCCGCCGCCGUCCGUCUCAUCGUCCACAACGCCAGCGUCUACCAUUUCUUCGCGGACAUGUAAUCAAUCGACGCCGGAGAUUACCAUUUGCACCGUCGAUUACCAUUUGCAAGUGCAGUGUGCUGUGAUCAGCCGGGUUUAGAGCUUUGCAUUCUUCCAUUAAGGAUGAGAUUGCAAGCGCAGCGCUGUGAUUAGCGGGUUUACAGCUUUGCAUUCUUCCGUAAGGAUUAUAUCAUCUUUGACGAACACAUUGGACCUAACCAAUGUUAAGCUAUGCCAACCUAUUACACUUGACGCCGAACACGAUAUUAUUUUUACCGAGGACGGCA
Oryza sativa Japonica Group (Japanese rice) is the source of this 1898-nucleotide messenger RNA. Its product is annotated as proline transporter 1. Gene Ontology annotation, cellular component: membrane. Lineage: Eukaryota; Viridiplantae; Streptophyta; Magnoliopsida; Poales; Poaceae. Gene Ontology annotation, biological process: amino acid transmembrane transport. The record is from RefSeq and is a predicted model, not a curated record. Gene Ontology annotation, molecular function: amino acid transmembrane transporter activity.